This is a messenger RNA of Rotaria sordida, 134 nucleotides long. The record is from the annotation of a GenBank genome assembly. NCBI's taxonomy places the organism in Eukaryota, Metazoa, Rotifera, Eurotatoria, Philodinida, Philodinidae.
AUGUCAAGUUCAAAUGCUCAAGCCGGUUGGUAUGAACUACCUUCACAAACACAAAUAUUCAUUGGACAAAAACAAAACUUUGAGAAUAACAAGAAGGAACUAAAGAAGAAGAAAAAGUCCCGUGGUAAUCGGCG